Drosophila albomicans is the source of this 945-nucleotide messenger RNA. It is a transcript of the gene Sptr, whose product is annotated as sepiapterin reductase. Gene Ontology annotation, biological process: tetrahydrobiopterin biosynthetic process. The record is from RefSeq and is a predicted model, not a curated record. Lineage: Eukaryota; Metazoa; Arthropoda; Insecta; Diptera; Drosophilidae. Gene Ontology annotation, molecular function: sepiapterin reductase (NADP+) activity. Bases 83 to 868 code for a protein of 261 amino acids. The transcript has a single exon.
CGCUGAAAAAAGUCAGCAACACUCACUCAACCAACUGUUGCAGCUUAGAUUUUAGUUUAGCAAUUGCCUUUCGCCUUUCGCCAUGGAUCUGAAUCAACGCACUUACUUGCUGGUAACAGGCGCCUCUCGCGGCAUUGGCCAGGAAGUGGCCCAACAAUUGUCCCGUCAGAUCAACGCCGCCGCCUCCAUUGUGGUGCUGCUGGGUCGAAGUGAAUCUCAGCUGCUGGCCACCAAAGAGAACAUCUUGAGCGAUCGCCCAGAGCUGGCGGUGCACACAUAUUCACUGGAACUGGCGACUGCCCAGGCGGCGGACUUUGCUCGCAUUCUGGACGAGACGCUGGCGGGCCAAAAUCUGAAGGAGCUGCAACGCGCCAUUGUCAUCCACAAUGCGGGCACCUUGGGCGACAGUUCGAAGCAUGCCCGCGACUUGGGUGACACGGCGCUGCUGGAGCAGUAUUAUCACAUUAAUUUGUUCUCGACGCUCGCACUGAAUCGUGAGUUUAUGCGCGUGUUUGCCGAGGUGCCCAAAUUGAUUGUGAAUCUGAGCACAUUGGCUGCUCUGAAGCCCUUUCCUUCCAUGGCCUACUAUUGCACCGUGAAGGCGUCGCGAGAGAUGUACUUCCGUGUUCUGGCCGUGGAGGAGCCGGCGGACAAGACGCUAGUGCUCAACUAUGCGCCCGGUGUCAUCGAUACCCAGAUGACGCUGCAGCUGCAGCACGAAUCCCACGAUGCCAACGUGACGGCCACAUAUAAGAAGCAACGCGAUACGCAGACAAUGUUGAAAGCAGAGCAGACAGCACAGAAGCUAAUCGAUGUGCUGCGGGCGCAGAAAUUCCAGUCUGGCGAUCAUGUGGAUUACUGGGAUUAAACAGAUACUUUGAAUAUGGGUUGUGGACUUGCUAUGUAUUCCAAACUAAUGUUAAAUAAACUAUAUAUCGCACUGGA